Molecule: messenger RNA, 1473 nt
Organism: Saprolegnia parasitica CBS 223.65
Lineage: Eukaryota; Oomycota; Saprolegniomycetes; Saprolegniales; Saprolegniaceae
Exons: 4
Coding region: 49-1473 (474 amino acids)
Source: RefSeq, a predicted model, not a curated record
UGCAAUCAAUUGCAGGCCCGUCGUUCCAAGUCCUUCAUCGCGAUCCCCAUGCUCUCCGUGCUCCGAGAGCUCCCGAAGCUGCGCGUGGCCUCGCGCGCGGCGCUAUUGCACAUGGGCCGCGCCACCACCGAGGGGACGCAGGCCUUUAUCGCCAAUGCGAACGUCGCGACGCAGCGAGCUCUGCAGCUGCCGACGGCGACGGUCGCGAUCACGCCGCUGGGCUACGGUAGCCCCGUGCUUUUCACCAAGGAGUCACAGCUGCUCCACCAGCUCAAGGAGGCCGUCCUGACGCACCAGCACAACUUUGUCCAGACGCACUUUUGGUACACGGUGCCGUCGCAGGCCGAGGCGGUCUCGGUCACGCACGCGGCCGAGCCCAUCGCGCUCAACGAACUCUUCUCUGAAGACAGCGUUCCGCGCGAGAACAUUGUGCUCAGCGCGCUUCUCGACGACAAGAUCGAUGGCGCCGCACUGCGACUGGACGAGAAGCUGUCGCCCGAGGCCGUGACGUACCAGAUCGAGCGCAUUCGGCGCGCGCUGGACGUCGAGACCGUCGACGUGGUGCUGCUGCGUCUGCCCAGCGAGCUCGUUGACACGCACGACAAGGCGCUGUUGCAGGGCGCGAUCGCUGCGCUCGAAGGUAGCAUCGCGGCGGGGCACAUUCAAGGCUACGGCUUUGCCUUCCCAUCUUCGAGCUCUCCCGAGGCGACCGACGCCUUUGUCCGCCGCGUGCUUUUCGCCGACGACGUGUGGCAGCCCGGCUGCGUCGCGCUGCAAGUGCCGGUCAACGUCCAGAGUAAUUUGGCGUUUGCAGUGCACCGUGAAAAGAAGGGCGUCGCGCUCCUUGGUGAGCAGCCGCUGGAUGUGAAUGUUCUUGCGGGUGGGGACCCCAAGCCGCUGCACUUGGCGACGAUGCCGGCCAAGCUCUCGGGCGACGAGAUCGCGGCCAAGCUCAAGGAGACGUUUGCCUUUGCGCUCAAUGUCGAGCAAAAGUACCGCGAGACCAUUUACCCGGCCAAUGCGACAAGCGUGCCGUCGCCCGACGAGAUUGCGUGGGCGCACAUUCUCGCGUACCAGCACGAGCAGUUUGACAACUUUGCCGAGUGGGUGUACAUCCGCGAGACGCAGAUUCUGCCGCGCAUCGAAGCCAUCCUCGAGACGCUCAACCAGGUCGAAGCGACCAAAGAGUUUUCGUUUGCCUACUCGUUUGCGAUCCGCGACCUCUUGCGAUACUUUGACGCGUCGAUCGAGAUGAUUGCCGCCAACGACGCCAAGGACAUCCACGACCAGCUCACCACGUUUGGUGUGCCGUCGUCGUCGCUCGAAGAGGCCGCGGUGCGCGUCGCGUUGUCGAGUGCCGCAGAUUGCGUCCUCGUCGCCGACGACUUUGAAGCUCGUCGCGCGCUCCAAGACAACGCCCGCCUUCCGCAGGACGUGCUCGCCGCGAUUCAAGCCCAUCGGUGGCAAUCGUAA